AUGCGAGUCUCUUUCAAGCUCCUGGAAGAUUUCGGGAUCAACGUCAAUAGACUCAAUACCACCCAACGACCUCAAUUGCGACGGCAUCGGGAUCCCUCAAUCACCAAUUCCUUCCAAACAAUGAUCUCUCGGUCGGCGGUUGGGAGAAAUGCGCAGCUUGCCCUCCGCAGGCAAUGCUGCGCUAAGCCCGCACCCUUAAAUCGACGCGGUCUUGCGGCUGUAUCUACCGGAUCGACCUCAUUCUCCUAUGAGUCGGCGGAUGUUGGCGGGAUCAAAGUUGCCAGCAGAGAUGUUGCGGGACUAACGACCAGUUUGGCAGUGGUUGUCAAGGCUGGAAGCAGAUACCAGCCAUUGCCGGGCCUGACUGUUGGUCUCGAGGGAUUCGCUUUCAAGAACACGCAUCGACGAUCUGCUCUUCGAAUUACAAGAGAAUCCGAGCUUCUUGGUGGUCAAUUGCUUGCAUACCAUACAAGAGAGUCCUUGGUCCUUGAGGCCAAAUUCCUCCGGGAAGACCUCCCAUACUUCACGGAAUUGUUAGGCGAGGUUGUCUCUCAAACAAAAUACACUGACUAUGAGUACCACGAGGAGGUCGAACAUAACAUCAAGCUCUCUCAACAGCGACUCCUCGCAGACGUGUCAGACCUUGCCCUCAAUUCAGCACACGGCAUUGCAUUCCAUAGGGGUCUCGGAACGCCGCUCUACCCUACUUCCUCGACACCUUUGUCGAAAUACCUGAAUGAUGAGACCAUCCACCAGUUUGCCAAUGAAGCAUAUACGAAGUCAAAUAUUGCAGUUGUUGCUAAUGGAGCCAACCAAGCUGAUUUGUCUAAGAAUGUUAGCGAAUUCUUCACUGGUGUAAAGUCAUCUGCAAUUCCAAUUUCAAGUCCCGCAAGCAAGUACUAUGGUGGAGAGGAACGUAUCGCACAUGGUUCAGGCAACUCUCUGGUUCUUGCGUUCCCAGGUUCAAGCUCUUUCACCGCUGGUGGAUCUUACAAGCCCGAAAUUUCUGUUCUUGCAGCUCUCCUUGGUGGCAAGUCAAGCAUCAAAUGGACACCUGGUUUCUCGCUCCUCGCCAAGGCAGCCUCGUCCUUUCCCGGGGCUAGCGCUACAACGACUCAUUUCUCUUACUCUGAUGCCGGCCUUCUGACAAUCCAAUUCACUGGAUCUGCACAAGCUAUCCGUGGUGCAUCUAUUGAGGCCGUCAAAUCACUCAAGAGCAUUGCUGAGGGUUCUAUCAGCAAGGAGGAUUUCACCAAGGCUGUUGCUCUUGCUAGAUACCGCGCUCUAGAAGAAGGUCAGAGCACUGAUGCUGGCCUCGUCUCAACUGGUGCUGGUCUUGUGCACGGUGGCAAGCCUUUCCAGAUUGAUGAGGUGGGAAAGAGCGUUCAAGGUGUGACUGCUGAGAAGUUGAAAUCGGCUGCCAAGGCUCUGUUAGAGGGAAAGGCAACUGUCUCGGCGGUUGGAGACCUAUAUGUACUGCCAUAUGGGGAAGAGCUUGGUCUUAAGCGAAGAAACAACCCAAAGCUCUACAUCUCCUCACAACCAACCGCAACACACAAUGGCAUUCGCAUGGAAAGCAUCAGGUCUCACACUGACAAAACAUGCAAAUUGAACAGCUACAACAAAUACCUCUCAGUCGCCGCACGCGUCGUCCGCCGAAGCCUGAAGGAUGACAAACGAUUGGCAGCCGAGCGACGAGGUGAGAGCGAAUUGAGGAUGGCGAAGUGGAAUAACGGGAAGCAAGGCGAGCACCAGAAUGUUGCGGAGGCGAAUGCUGCUUCGAUGGCAGAAGCUGCUGGCUCUCCUGCAUCAUAG
Messenger RNA from Lachnellula hyalina, 1815 nucleotides. It is a transcript of the gene qcr-2, whose product is annotated as Cytochrome b-c1 complex subunit, mitochondrial. Gene Ontology annotation, molecular function: proton-transporting ATP synthase activity, rotational mechanism; metal ion binding. The transcript has 7 exons. Gene Ontology annotation, cellular component: mitochondrion. The coding region runs from base 1 to 1815 and encodes 604 amino acids. The record is from RefSeq and is a predicted model, not a curated record. NCBI's taxonomy places the organism in Eukaryota, Fungi, Ascomycota, Leotiomycetes, Helotiales, Lachnaceae. Gene Ontology annotation, biological process: proton motive force-driven ATP synthesis.